AUGAUCGAACAGGUCGAUAUCCUAGAGUUGUUGGCCGGGGCUACAGACGAGGAGACAACCCAAGCGACUCAAAACGAGUCCGGCCCCUCCAACUCCUACAGCGGCAAUCCGCUGGAUAAACCAUCGGGUAAGCCUAAAGGCAAAACCUCGACCAAGGGUAAACGUAAAUCAAACGAUUUGGUUACUCGUUACGAGUUUGAAACCCUUCAAAACCAGCUCACUUCCAUGGCUAAUGCAAUGGAACAGAUACAGAAUUUCAUUCUAUCUGAGCCACUCCCGAAACGGGCCAAAACUGACCCGACAUCCGAUGACGAGUCGGACAGCACCCUGAAUGUUAGUAAGGCUGUCGACGAUCUCUUGCAAAACAAAAAGCAAACUGAGCAAGGGGAUUCCGACAUGGCUGUGCUACAAGACUAUGAACAGUUGUAUGAUGAUGGGAGUGCAACUGGGGCCCCAAUCAACGAAAAGUUGGCUGGGCUCAUGACCAAAAUGAUGCGUCAGAAGCUGGCCGAUGACAAAGUCACUGAGAAAUUGAAAAGUCUAGAACGCCCUUCAAAUGUUGAGGCGUUGGGAGUCACCAGGGUAAACCCUGAGGUAUGGAAUACCCUUAAACCAAAGACCCGUUCGCUAGACAUUAAAAUGCAAAAGGCCCAACAAUCCCUUCUAGCAGGUGUGGUGCCUAUUGUGCGGGCAAUUGAAUCACUAAUGGCCACGGCUAACGCCCCCUCUGCGUCCGAUAAACUGGACAAUGCCAGAGUCGAGAUUAACCGACUACUUGACGCAGUCUCCAUGAUUGGGCAUGCCAAUCGUGAACUGAAUCUCCGCAGACGAGAUCUCAUUAAACCCGAUUUAAAUCAACAAUUCGGGGGUCUUUGCUCUGCCCAAGUACCCAUAACUGGACUGUUAUUUGGGGACAACCUUACUCAAAAAUGUAAGGACAUACAGGAAACUAAUAAAUUGGGGCACAAAGUCGGUCAACGUUACCGAGGCUCAACGGGCAAACCUGGCUAUGGACAAUUCCAACGCCGGCGGGACACACGACCGUAUCAGUCGUCGAUGUCCCGCGGGAAUUUUCGCCAGGGCGCUUUAAACUACAAGCGCCACAACAACACCAACUGGCGGGACAAGAAGUUCCAAUACGCUCCCGCAAGACAGUCGAGUGCACCAAACAAAUAGAUCCGUGCACUUCGGUGAGUAAAUACAGUCAAAAUCAAGCUGAUUUACCGAUAGCAACGAAUGCAUCUAAAAACAUACAUGUAUAUGAGUUUGUGAGCAAGCAACAAUUUGGAAAUGCUCACCCCAAAACGGUCUCUAAUGACACAAUGCAUGAGCACAAAUGUGAUAGUGCGAAUAGUAUCAUAGCAGGCAGACUUGCUAAAUUUAUAACAAAAUGGCGUGAAAUAACUUCAGAUAAUUGGGUUCUCAAUGCAGUACAACAUUACUACAUUGAAUUUGCCAAACGGCCUGUACAAAAUACCCUCCCUCGUGAAAUUUUAUUUUCACAACAUGAAGUUAGUCUAGUAUGUGAAGAAAUAGACAAAAUGCGUCUAAAGGGCGCCAUUGUUGAAACAAGCCAUGUAAAA
Molecule: messenger RNA, 1583 nt
Organism: Patiria miniata (bat star)
Lineage: Eukaryota; Metazoa; Echinodermata; Asteroidea; Valvatida; Asterinidae
Exons: 1
Coding region: 1-1176 (391 amino acids)
Source: RefSeq, a predicted model, not a curated record